ACGCAGAAGAAGACAAUAAUAAUAAUGUGAAGGUGAGGGAAGGAACCGGGAAGUGUUGUGGGAGGAGAGACUGAUAGAAAGAAAGGCCAGGAGCGGAGUAAAGUGUUAAAUCGGGAAAAGCUCCUCCCUCACAGACACAGAUUUCUUUAUUAUUAUUCUCUUUGAGUCAUCUCCUCUCCUCUGUUCCCUUUCUUUCACUUUCCCAGUCCAGUCGACACAGACAGGUUCAAGUGUUUAAAUUGAAUUUGAAUUCUGAAAAUCAAAUUUUCUUCCUCAGAUUCGAUUCAGAUUCAGAUUCAGAUCUCCCCGGAAGAUGGAGAGCGAAAAGAAAUCGUCGGCAAUAUCUGAUGUGGGAGCAUGGGCUAUGAACAUUGUCAGCUCCGUUGGAAUUAUCAUGGCUAAUAAACAGCUCAUGUCCAACAAUGGCUAUGCUUUCAGCUUCGCUACUACAUUGACUGGGUUCCACUUUGCUGUAACUGCUCUCGUGGGUCUAGUGUCAAAUGCUACCGGUUAUUCUGCGUCAAAGCAUGUUCCUUUGUGGGAGCUUCUUUGGUUCUCAGCGAUUGCCAAUGUGUCUAUCACGGGGAUGAACCUCAGCCUCAUGCUCAACUCUGUUGGAUUCUACCAAAUAUCAAAACUAAGCAUGAUUCCGGUGGUCUGUGUGAUGGAAUGGAUCCUUCACAGCAAGAACUACUCAAGGGAAGUGAAAAUGUCAGUCAUGGUUGUGGUUAUUGGUGUUGGUGUUUGCACUGUAACUGAUGUAAAAGUCAACCUCAAAGGUUUCGUGUGUGCCUGCCUAGCAAUUUUGUCAACAUCUUUACAGCAAAUUUCAAUUGGUUCUCUACAAAAGAAAUAUUCGAUUGGAUCUUUUGAAUUGUUGAGUAAAACUGCUCCUAUUCAAGCCGUCUCUCUUCUAGUUCUUGGUCCAUUUAUUGAUUACUACCUUAGCGCCAAGUUGAUAACCAACUAUAAAAUGUCUUCCGGUGCCAUUUUAUUCAUUCUUCUUUCGUGCACCCUAGCUGUAUUUUGCAAUGUGAGUCAGUACCUUUGCAUUGGGCGCUUCUCAGCUGUUUCCUUCCAGGUUUUAGGCCACAUGAAAACAGUUUGUGUUCUCACGUUGGGGUGGUUGCUAUUUGAUUCAGAGCUAACUUUCAAGAAUAUCAUGGGAAUGGUUCUUGCAGUUGUUGGCAUGGUAAUUUAUAGUUGGGCUGUGGAGGUUGAAAAGCAGUCAAACGCCAAGACUCUUCCUCAUUCGAAAAACAGCCUAACGGAAGAAGAAAUAAGACUAUUGAAGGCUGGAGUAGAAAACAACCCGUUGAAGGAUGUUGAACUUGGUGAGGCCAAAGGUUAGAUUGAUGAGAAGGGAUAGUCUCCAUUUUAAAGUGUACUACUUCAAUUUGAUUUGUUCCUUUUACUUCACUAAAAGUCGAUCGGUGUUUAGGAAAUGGGCUCCCGUUCUCUCCCAUUAGCAAUGUUUCUUUAUUUUGAUUUUUUUAUUUCUUUGUCACGCUCAGUUUAUUUAUUUUAUUUGACUUACCUGUAAUGAUUGCUAGAUGAACAAUAUGAGGGCGCUAUAGAUGUAUAAUGUUUAAGCUGGUGUUGAGAAGCGAUUCAAUACCCUCCCAGAUUUUUUUUUCCGUUUGAUUUUAGUUUACAUAAAUGUAAUGCUCUAUCUUUGAUUAAAUGCCUGUUGUAAUACUUUUCCGAUGUACCAAAAAAAAUGCCUGUUGUAAUAUAUGGACAUGCCUUUGUAUUAGGAAAUUGAUUUACACCGA
This is a messenger RNA of Lotus japonicus, 1775 nucleotides long. RefSeq names its product UDP-rhamnose/UDP-galactose transporter 2. The record is from RefSeq and is a predicted model, not a curated record. Gene Ontology annotation, cellular component: Golgi apparatus. Gene Ontology annotation, molecular function: UDP-galactose transmembrane transporter activity; antiporter activity. Bases 314 to 1351 code for a protein of 345 amino acids. Lineage: Eukaryota; Viridiplantae; Streptophyta; Magnoliopsida; Fabales; Fabaceae. The transcript has 5 exons.